This is a messenger RNA of Medioppia subpectinata, 600 nucleotides long. The record is from the annotation of a GenBank genome assembly. Lineage: Eukaryota; Metazoa; Arthropoda; Arachnida; Sarcoptiformes; Oppiidae.
AUGAACUAUCCUAUAGAGGACUAUAAGGCGGUCGCAAAGUCCCGGGACUUCACGGGGAAAGUGGUUGUAGUGACCGGUUCCUCGUCGAACAUCGGAGAGGGAAUCGUUAAACUGUUCUCAAUAUUAGGGGCUAAUGUUGUGGUCUGUGGAACGACUGCCACUAAAGUUCAACGAGUGGCCAAAGAGGUUCAGGAGUUGUCACCACUCAAACUGAAGCCAUUAGAAGUUGUGGGAGAUUUGACCAAAACCUCUGAUGUAAACAAUUUAAUUGAUUCUACGGUCAAAACGUUUGGCAAAAUCGAUGUAUUGGUCAAUAACGCCGCUUUAUAUAAACUAGCGAACAUCACUCAACCGGACUUAAUGUCAGUUUGGGAUCAAGUAUUUGCCGUCGAUUUACGCGCUGUCGUAGAACUCAUUCACCGAUCGGUUCCACAUCUGGAGAAAACCAACGGAACUAUUAUUGAUAUAUCUGCCAUAACAGCAAUCGCACCGAUUAAAAUGUUAGGACCGACUACAUCAUCGGCUAAAGCGGGUAUCAAUAUGUUGACCGAAAUAUUGGCUCUGGAAUUGGGGCCCAAUAAUAUUCGUGUUAACACUAUU